Clonostachys solani is the source of this 6636-nucleotide messenger RNA. The record is from the annotation of a GenBank genome assembly. NCBI's taxonomy places the organism in Eukaryota, Fungi, Ascomycota, Sordariomycetes, Hypocreales, Bionectriaceae.
AUGCCCAACACCAACCUGCGGCGCCCACAGAAGGGCUUCAGGAGAGGAGGAAAGCUUGCAUACCAUGGGAAAUCACGGACAUUUGCCGCCUCUUCAAGAGCGGAGGGGACCUCGGCCGACGAGAAAUGGGAGCGCACCAGACAAGCUCAUAGUAUCGACCAGAACAUGGGCUUCGGGCGCUUCGAGAGUGGCAAGAAGAAGGAGGGUUGGUUAGUCAAUGUCCAGCCUACGUCUAUCGAGGAUGAAAGAAUACCAGCCGGUCGAGCUGCCCUCGACUGCUAUUUCCUCGAAGAAGACGGCAACUAUUUCAAGGCUACUGUCGAGUACGAACCGUAUUUCCUCAUUGCAACAAAGAGGGGCCACGAGUCGGAAGUCGAGGAAUGGGUAAAGAGAGUCCCCGGCGGUGGAGUCGUCAAGUCGGUCAAGAAAGUUGAAAAGGAUGAUCUUGACAUGCCCAAUCACCUCAUGGGUUACAAACGAACGUUCCUGGAACUGAGGUUCUCCAAUGUCACCGACCUCCUGGGGGCAAGAAGGGACCUCCUUCCGAUCGCAGAGAAAAAUAGGAAGAAUAUGAACGCAAUGGAUGCAUAUGCGGAAGUCGUAUCAGCGAGCGGCAACUUUGACCUUUUUGACGAUUCACGAGAUGACGAAAGAUUAAUGAAUAAUUCGAUUGAUGCAAGCGAUUUUAUUGUUGACAUCCGAGAAUACGAUGUCCCAUAUCAUGUUCGAGUAAUGAUCGAUUUAGAUAUCAGAGCCGGUGGCUGGUACUUCGUUGAAGCCAAGCACGGCGUUACCAAGAUCACACCUAAUGAGGGCAGAUCGCUGCCUGCGGAACCAGUGGUUCUCGCUUUUGAUAUUGAGACAACCAAAAUGCCGUUGAAGUUUCCCGAUGCCGCAACCGACCAAGUCAUGAUGAUUUCAUACAUGAUCGAUGGUCAAGGUUUCCUCAUCACAAAUCGUGAGAUUGUGUCGGAAGAUAUUGGUGACUUCGACUAUACACCCAAGCCCGAAUACCCAGGUCCGUUUAUGAUUUUCAACGAACCCGAUGAGAAGGCUGUCCUCGAGAGGUUCCUUUUGCAUAUCAAAGAAGCAAGGCCUACGGUUAUUGCGACUUAUAACGGUGACUUCUUCGAUUGGCCCUUCGUUGAAACACGAGCGAGCGUGCACGGGAUCGACCUAUACCAGGAAAUUGGCUGGAAAAAGGACAACGAGGACCAGUUCAAAUGCAACUACAGCGUUCACAUGGACUGUUUUCACUGGGUAAAUCGAGAUUCUUAUCUGCCCCAAGGUUCCCGAGGCUUGAAAGCUGUCACUGUGGCCAAGCUCGGUUACCAUCCAGACGAACUUGACCCAGAACUCAUGACUCCUUACGCUGCCGAGAGACCUCAGACCUUGGCAGAAUACUCCGUUUCCGAUGCUGUUGCGACCUACUAUCUCUAUAUGAAAUACGUCCAUCCUUUCAUUUUCUCGCUUUGUACCAUCUUACCGCUAGGUGGCGAUGAUGUUCUGAGAAAAGGAACCGGAACCCUCUGCGAAAUGCUUCUCAUGGUGCAGGCUUACCAGAAAGGCAUCGUACUACCCAACAAGCAUAUUGCUCCCAAGGAAGCCUUCUGGGACGGACACUUGCUCGAUUCAGAGACAUACGUGGGUGGCCACGUCGAGAGUAUCGAAGCCGGUGUUUUCCGAGCUGAUAUUCCUGUCGACUUCUCUGUAGACCCAGCAGCAAUUGAUGAACUUCUCAAUGAUUUAGAUAAUGCUUUGAAAUUCGUCGUCACCGUGGAAGAAAACAAGAAGCUCGAAGAUGUUGAGAACUACGACGAGGUCAGAGAGCAAAUCGCUGCGCGUUUGUUAAAGCUGAAGAAUACCCCCAAUCGACACGAACGGCCGUUAAUUUAUCAUUUGGAUGUUGCAUCUAUGUACCCUAAUAUCAUGACGACCAACCGAUUGCAGCCAGAUUCUAUGGUCCAAGAGUCAGACUGUGCUGCUUGCGACUUCAACCGCCCUGGCAAGACGUGUGAUCGAAGGCUGCCCUGGUCGUGGAGAGGAGAGUAUAUUCCAGCCAAGAGAGACGAAUACAACAUGAUCCGGAAUGCCCUUGAGAACGAAAAGUUCCCGGGGAAAACGCCAUAUGCGCCACCGAGGACAUUCCAAGAGUUGCCAGCAGACGAACGAGCAGGUCUGAUCAGAAAACGCCUGCAACUAUACUCACAAAAGAUCUAUCACAAGAUCCACGAUUCAACCACCAUUGUUCGCGAGGCAAUCAUUUGCCAAAGAGAGAAUCCAUUUUAUAUCAAUACGGUGCGAGAUUUCCGUGAUCGACGAUACGACUAUAAGGGCAAGACCAAAGUCUGGAAGGGCAAAACCGAUAGUCUAAAAUCUUCCGGUGCUGCCGCCAGCGAAGUGGAAGCUGCUAAAAAGAUGAUCAUCUUGUAUGAUUCUCUACAAUUGGCACAUAAGGUCAUUCUAAACUCGUUCUACGGCUAUGUCAUGAGAAAGGGCUCUCGAUGGUACUCUCUUGAAAUGGCUGGUGUCACUUGUUUAACGGGAGCUCAUAUCAUUCAGAUGGCACGUCAACUGGUUGAACGCCUUGGUCGUCCACUUGAGCUCGAUACUGAUGGUAUCUGGUGCAUGCUUCCAGCCACAUUCCCCGAAAACUUCUCUUUCAAGAUGAAGAAUGGAAAGAAGCUGAACAUUUCCUAUCCCUGUGUAAUGUUGAACCACUUGGUUCAUGGUCGCUUCACGAAUCAUCAAUACCAGACACUGGUUGAUGAUAAGAAACACAAAUAUGAGACGCAUAGUGAUAACUCCAUCUUCUUCGAGGUUGACGGUCCCUACAAAGCCAUGAUUCUCCCAACUUCGAAGGAGGAGGACAAGAACUUGAAGAAACGUUAUGCGGUUUUCAACGAUGAUGGGAGUCUUGCUGAGCUCAAAGGUUUCGAAGUAAAGCGCCGUGGUGAGCUGAAGCUCAUUAAAAUCUUCCAGCAGCAGAUCUUCAAGUUCUUCUUGGAAGGCACGAAUCUCGAACAGUGUUACACUGCUGUUGCCAAAGUUGCAAAUCAGUGGCUGGAUGUGCUACAUAGCAAAGGAUCGACUCUGGCAGAUGAAGAGCUCAUGGAGCUGAUUUCUGAAAAUCGAAGCAUGUCCAAGACACUGGAAGAAUACGGCACACAGAAGUCAACAAGUAUCACGACCGCUCGACGCUUGGCGGACUUUUUGGGUGAGCAGAUGGUAAAGGACAAGGGUUUGAAUUGCAAGUUUAUUAUCUGCGCUCGCCCUCGAAAUGCUCCCGUCACAGAAAGAGCUGUUCCGGUUGCCAUUUUCUCCGCAGAUGAGACUGUGAAGAGAACCUACUUGAAGAAGUGGCUCAAAGAGGAACCAGCUGAUACUGAUCCGCGUGCACUACUCGACUGGAAUUACUAUCUAGAGCGUUUGGGAUCCGUUAUCCAGAAGCUCAUUACGAUUCCUGCAGCCUUGCAAAAGGUUCGCAAUCCUGUGCCUCGAGUUCCUCACCCUGACUGGUUGCAGAGGAGGAUCAAUAUUAAAGAUGACAAGAUGAAGCAGAAGAAAUUGACAGAUCUGUUUGCCAAAGAGCCUUUGGGAGAUAUUACCAACAUCAAUGGUUCCCGAAUGGACGAUAUGGAAGACUACGGUAGCAAGCUCUUGAAGCCCAAGCCCGUGAACACAGCCGUUGCAUCCUCCCAGCCGGCGCCAACAGCUCAGAAGCGCAAGUCCCCUGAGCCUGCUGAAAAUAAAGAUCCCAUGGCCGCUCUGCCCAAGGUUAUGCCAAGCCCUUCUGAAGACUAUCCUGCGUUCCUGGACUACCAGAAACAAAAAUGGAGGAUUCAGAAGCUGGCCCGUGCAAGAAGACGGCAGCUUUUUGGCGAUCGCAGAGGUAUCGUUGGCGGCAACAUUCAGCAAACUUUCAUGAAACAAGCCCACGUCACAUACAUGAAUACAUGGCAGCUACUGCAUCUGAAGCCAACCGAUACACCCGGAAUCGUCACAGCACAUGUUUUGAUCGAUGCCAAGGUUCACAUACUUAAGAUCAAAGUUCCUCGGCAAGUGUUCCUCAACCUCAAGAGUGACAAGCUCCCCGAUGUAGAGAUUGAUGGGUGUGAGGUGGAACAAGUCAAUCAUACGCUACCCAAUGGCCAUCCGUCAAAACACCUUUUCAAGCUCACCGUCCCGGAGGAUAUUUAUUUCAACGAAUCGGAGAAAUUCUCUCUAUUGUUUAACCAUCCGAGUGUCGAGGGUGUAUAUGAGCGACAGCUCCCUCUUAAUAUGCGGGCCGUCCUUCGACUCGGUAACCUAUGUACCAUCGAUGAGCAGCAGCAUGCUGUACUUGGUAAGGGCUUAGAUCAAGGGUUUGACUUGGCUGGUUUGAAGCGCCCGGCAAAGUCCCGCGUCUACCUGGAUUCAUCACCCCUGGUAUACAUUUACAUCUCGCAUAUUACCGCUGGAGACCGACAGAUUUUUGGUAUAUUCUCGACGACAGGUGACCAAGCACAUAUCGUGAUACUGCAGAAGAGUAGGGAUUCGGGCCACGACCUGCCAAAUGUCACGAGAAUAUACUCUGAAAUGCUAGCAAAGAGAAAAGAGGAGGCCGCAGGAACCAACUGGCAAGACUGCUUCAAAUACCAGGACUCGGUCAAGUUUAAGAUAGCCCAGGUGACGACAAGGCGCAAGGCACACUUGGAGAUUAGCGAUGUGGUCAAGAAGAUGCGGAAAGACGAGGCCAGACCCCAGAUGUUGGUUGUCCAGUCUUCCCAGAGCAAUCUUCUUGUCCAUGAUAUUCCAAUCCUGGGCGAGUUUCCAGUACUCCCCCUCAAGUAUGACGCUGCGGAUAGCUCGCUGCCACCUCUUGGCUGGCAGUCUGUAGUUGCUCGACGCCUAGUUGGACACUAUCUUGGAUUGGGAUCCUGGAUCCUGCAUCUCACAACACUUGCAAGAUACGGAGAGGUCCCUCUCUGUAAUCUUGAGCGAGAGGACCCGCGAUUCCUGAUCGAUGUCGCAUAUGCUCGUCGUCUGCAAGCCAACGGCGUGGUUCUCUGGUGGUCUCCAGGACCUCGACCAGAUCACGCAGGAUACGAGCAAGAUGAUUUGUUGGGUCCCCUGGACACGGUGAAAUUACCCAAUGUCAAUAACCCGGGAACUUACUCAUCUGUGUGUAUUGAUUUGGAGGUUCGCAAUCUGGCCAUCAAUACCAUCUUGACUUCGUCUCUGAUCAAUGAGCUGGAAGGGGCCGAAGCCAUCUCAUUCAACCCCACAGCCGACGGGUCUGAGGUACUGGCUUCCGAGAGCGCCUUUGCCAACGCCGGUGUGGUUGUGCUCCGAGAGAUGGUCAAGGCGUGGUGGACCGAGGCAUGUCGCGGCAGCACCAUGGCCGACGUCUUGGUGCAACAUCUAGUACGCUGGGUGGAAAAUCCCGAUUCGUUCAUGUACGACCGAGCUCUGCACUACUACAUGCAGAUGAUGUCGCGCAAGGCAUUCCAGCAGCUGAUGGCAGAUUUCCGCCGCGUGGGGUCCCAGGUUGUCUUCGCCAAUGCCAACAGACUCAUUCUCCAGACCACCAAGGGAGAGGUGGCCAACGCCUACGCCUACAGUCAAUACAUCAUCAAGUCCAUCAAGUCGAAACCCCUAUUCCACUUUAUUGACCUUGAGAUCAAGGAGUACUGGGACUACAUGGUCUGGUAUGAUGAGUUCAACUAUGGCGGGCGAGCCUGCCAGGAGGUCAGCGAGGCGGAGGAGCAGAACCUGGAGACGAUCAUGAACUGGCAAAUGGCGACAUUCCUCCCCAAGCGCCUGCAGCCGACGUUCCAGGAGUGGGUUGUGGAGUUCAUCCAGCUCAUGCACGGGCUCAAGCGGCCACAGAACGACCUCGCCGAUUCGACACCCCGACUCACCCAACUCCCCAGUGACCACCUCGAAAGUAUGGAGGGUCAGAUAAUAUCUGGCAAGACAUUCGAGAAGCCGCUCAAGAAGGCUAUACAGGGGCUCGUCAACCAGCAGAAGCGAGAGCUCCUCCACCCGGAACUGGCAGAGGAUUACAGUUUCCCCAGUCUCCCUGGUUCACACCUCCACCCUCGCGAUCCUAUCCUGGAGCUGGUCAAGUCUCUUAUGCAAGUUCUAUCCCUGGACAAGAACAUCACAAUGGAGGCGCGUCUGCUGCGCAAGGAGCUUCUCGCCCUCUUCGAGGUCCGUGAGUUCUCUAAGGAGGGUACUUUCACCAACCCGUCGGAGAGCCUGAAGCUGUACCAGGUAUCGUGCGAUAGCUGUACAAUGGCGCGAGACCUGGACCUGUGCCGCGACGAGGAACUAUUCGGGGAGGGCGGCCAGCAGGCCUGGCGCUGCGGAUUCUGUGGGAACGAGUUCGACAAGGUUGCGAUCGAGGAGCGACUGCUGACCAUGGUGGAGAGCUGGGCCGUGGAAUGGGCCACGCAGGACCUCAAGUGCCAGAGGUGCGGCGCAUUGAGGGUGAACGACUUUAUGGAGCAUUGCACGUGCAGUGGAGAGUGGCAGUGCGUGGUUUCAAGAGAGGAGGUGAGCAAGAAGCUGGGAGUGAUUCGCAAGGUCGCCAAGUUCUACAAGCUGAGAAUGCUGGCGGAUGUUGCAGAGGCGUUAUCGAAGGAGUUAUAG